UUUACUUCACUUCGGAGCGGGACAGCCAGACAGCCGCCGCAACAGGCGCUCAGGCAACCGGCACCCCGGAGGGGGCGGGCAGGCUGGCUGCGGCCCGGGGGCAAGCGCCUGCCAGGGUCACGGCCGCCCGGACCGUGGGCGCUGCUCUCUGCAGCCAGCAGCUGGCCUCGUGGCCCCGGAGAGCUUGCAGCGGAGGGAGCAGAUGAUUGUAAAAUCCAGGGGACGCCACCCGAGGAGCCUGGAUGCCGCUCUAGAGCAUGAGCUCGGGCAAGGGCGCCCGCUACAACCGCUUCUCUGGGGGGCCGAGCAACCUUCCCACCCCAGACACCGCGGGGACCAGAAUGGAAACCACCUUUGGGCCCGCCUUUUCAGCUGUCACCACCAUCACAAAAGCCGAUGGGACCAGCACAUACAAACAGCACCGCAGGACACCCUCUUCCUCCAGCUCCCUGGCCUACUCCCCGCGGGACGAGGAGGACAGCAUGCCCCCCAUCAGCACGCCUCGCCGCUCCGACUCGGCCAUCUCCGUGCGCUCCCUGCACUCCGAGUCUAGCAUGUCCCUCCGCUCCACGUUCUCGCUGCCAGAGGAGGAGGAGGAGCCGGAGCCGCUGGUGUUCGCCGAGCAGCCCUCGGUGAAGCUGUGCUGCCAGCUCUGCUGCAGUGUGUUCAAGGACCCCGUGAUCACCACGUGUGGGCACACCUUCUGCCGAAGAUGCGCCUUGAAGUCAGAGAAGUGCCCCGUGGACAACGCCAAGCUGACGGUGGUGGUGAACAACAUCGCGGUGGCCGAGCAGAUUGGCGAGCUCUUCAUCCACUGCAGGCACGGCUGUCGGGUGGCGGGGGGCGGGAAGCCCUCCGUCUUCGAGGUGGACCCCCGAGGGUGCCCCUUCACCAUCAAGCUUAGCACUCGAAAGGACCACGAGGGCAGCUGUGACUACAGGCCUGUGCGCUGCCCCAACAACCCCAGCUGUCCACCCCUCCUCAAGAUGAACCUGGAGGCUCACCUCAAGGAGUGCGAGCACAUCAAGUGUCCCCACUCCAAGUACGGGUGCACGUUCAUCGGGAACCAGGACACGUACGAGACGCACUUGGAGACGUGCCGCUUUGAGGGCCUGAAGGAGUUCCUGCAGCAGACAGAUGACCGCUUCCAUGAGAUGCAUGUGGCGCUGGCCCAGAAGGACCAGGAGAUCGCCUUCCUGCGCUCCAUGCUGGGCAAGCUCUCGGAGAAGAUCGACCAGCUGGAGAAGAGCCUGGAGCUCAAGUUCGAUGUCCUGGACGAAAACCAGAGCAAACUCAGCGAGGACCUCAUGGAGUUCCGGAGGGAUGCAUCCAUGUUGAACGACGAGCUGUCCCACAUCAACGCGCGGCUGAACAUGGGCAUCCUCGGCUCCUAUGACCCACAGCAGAUCUUCAAAUGCAAGGGAACAUUUGUGGGCCACCAGGGCCCCGUCUGGUGUCUCUGUGUCUACUCCAUGGGGGACUUGCUCUUCAGCGGCUCCUCUGACAAGACCAUCAAGGUGUGGGACACGUGUACCACCUACAAGUGCCAGAAGACUCUGGAGGGCCAUGACGGCAUCGUGCUGGCCCUUUGCAUCCAGGGAUGCAAGCUGUACAGUGGCUCGGCCGACUGCACCAUCAUUGUAUGGGACAUCCAGAACCUACAGAAAGUGAACACGAUCCGGGCCCACGACAACCCGGUGUGCACACUGGUGUCAUCACACAACAUGCUCUUCAGCGGCUCCCUGAAGGCCAUCAAGGUCUGGGACAUCGUGGGCACCGAGUUGAAGCUGAAGAAGGAGCUCACCGGUCUCAACCACUGGGUGCGAGCCCUGGUGGCCGCCCAGAGCUACCUGUACAGCGGCUCCUACCAGACAAUCAAGAUCUGGGACAUCCGGACCCUUGACUGCAUCCACGUCCUGCAGACGUCGGGCGGCAGUGUCUACUCUAUUGCCGUGACCAAUCACCACAUCGUCUGUGGCACCUACGAGAACCUCAUCCAUGUAUGGGACAUCGAGUCUAAGGAGCAGGUGCGGACCCUGACGGGCCAUGUUGGUACCGUGUACGCCCUGGCAGUCAUCUCGACGCCAGACCAGACCAAAGUCUUCAGUGCAUCCUAUGACCGGUCUCUCAGGGUCUGGAGUAUGGACAACAUGAUCUGCACGCAGACUCUGCUGCGUCACCAGGGCAGUGUGACCGCACUGGCCGUGUCCCGGGGCCGGCUCUUUUCCGGAGCCGUGGACAGCACUGUGAAGGUGUGGACUUGCUAACAGAAUGCACGCCGGCUCUCGGCUUCCUCUGGGCCUGACCUAGGCCUGUCUAAGUCCAGUGGGCCGCGUGACUGGUCUUGGGGUCUCUGCCUGCCCUGUGGGGACUCAGCCAGGCAGGCAGUACCCUCCCUGCCCUGUGCCCAGUGAGCCUCCCUCUGCUUGGCCCUGGCACCGUCACUGCCAGGACAGUGCCCAGCCCGUCUGGGUGCCAGGUACGACGCUCGCCAGCCCCACCUCCAUCCUCACUCCAGAUGGACUGUGGGCCUUUUUACUCACCUUUUCUACACUGUUUUUAGACUGUACAUAGAUUUGAUUACUUCUUGAUUGAAAUAAAAGUUGCACAGA
Budorcas taxicolor (takin) is the source of this 2612-nucleotide messenger RNA. RefSeq names its product TNF receptor associated factor 7 (gene TRAF7). The record is from RefSeq and is a predicted model, not a curated record. The transcript has 21 exons. NCBI's taxonomy places the organism in Eukaryota, Metazoa, Chordata, Mammalia, Artiodactyla, Bovidae. Gene Ontology annotation, molecular function: protein binding; zinc ion binding. Gene Ontology annotation, biological process: ribosomal large subunit assembly; Notch signaling pathway. Bases 258 to 2267 code for a protein of 669 amino acids. Gene Ontology annotation, cellular component: nucleolus.